This is a messenger RNA of Fusarium verticillioides 7600, 1196 nucleotides long. RefSeq lists its product as hypothetical. The record is from RefSeq and is a predicted model, not a curated record. The coding region runs from base 153 to 929 and encodes 258 amino acids. The transcript is spliced from 4 exons. NCBI's taxonomy places the organism in Eukaryota, Fungi, Ascomycota, Sordariomycetes, Hypocreales, Nectriaceae.
CUCGCCUCCUUGAUUCCGAAACCGGUCUCCCGCGUCAAUGGUUGGAGAUGAGCCUCCGUGAUGUGGAGCUACCCCGUGCUUGUCUCACCAAUCCAACCCAUGCCUCACAUUCAUCAAUCAUCCACUCAGCCAUCGUCUACAGUCACUAAAUCAUGACUCGCUCUCUUCAUGGUUCGGUUGUUCUCGUAACAGCCGGCACAUCUGGUCUCGGUCUCUGUGUGGCGGAGAAGUUGAUCCAAGCAGGCGCCUCAGUGGUCAUCAAUUACGCCAACAAUGAAGAACGAGGCCACGAUGCUUUCGUACACCUGAACGAACUAGCUUCGAAAUGUUUCUCGCCGGAUACUGGACCGCGAUGUUUGAAGAUAAAGGCUGAUGUGACCAACAAGGCAGGCAUUCAAGAGUUGGUCAACCAGACGGUACUUUCCAUGGGGAGGAUUGAUGCCGUGGUGUCAAAUGCUGGAUGGACCAGAUUUGCGAAUUUCCACGACAUUGACGAUAACGUUGAUGAGGAAGUUUGGGAUCGCUGCUAUGCGGCCAAUGUCAAGUCGCACAUGUUCCUCUGUCACGCAGUGAAGAAAUAUCUGGAAGAGGCUAAAGGUGCAUUUGUUAUGACUACUUCUGUCGCGGGAGUUAAGCCUAGCGGAAGUUCAAUCGCAUAUUCUGUUACCAAAGCUGCGCAAAUCCAUCUAGCAAAGACUUUGGCAACAGUUAUGGCGCCAUCAAUUCGUGUCAACUCUGUGUCCCCCAGCUUCAUGGAGACAAAUUGGAUUGCCAAUAUGCCGCAAUCAAAGAUCGACGAUGCACGAGAAAAGACUCUACUCAAGCAGAUCGCCAAAGUUGAGGACGUCGCGGAACAGAUUAUCUUGCUCAUCAAAUCGGAAUCCGUGACUGGAUCUAAUGUUGUCAUUGAUGCCGGGUUUUCUAUCUAGACUUGCGGAACGUAUGGAGUAAAAUGAGAUAUGAAAAUGAUCGGUUGGAAAGAUGGGGCGGAUCCGAGGAUGACGCUCGGCGAUUUCUCAAUUCGUGGAUUACUCCCGAUGCUUAAAUCCUACGCACCAAGCUUGGUUCAAUCUGCACAUACAGGGUAGUCUUCAAAUCCAACCUCAUUUAACCACAACCAAUUCUUUACCUCCGAUGCCAAAUUUCUGUAUAUUUACUUCAAUUGGGAAAUGCCUACAUAGGCUAACAUGGUCUGA